AUGUCAUAUAAUGGGAUUGGGUUGAGUUCUGCUAAGGGGUCUGCCACGUCCGGACAUAUCCAGCGGAACCUAGGGAAUUUAAAAUCCAAGGAUAAUGAGGAAAGUAAGGGUAAACAUUAUUUGGAGAGACAGAUCAGGAAACGGAAACAGGAGAAAAUUGAGAAACAACGCAAGAUGACAAGUUUAGAAAUUGAUAGGGAGAUCCUAGACCAUUCUAUUAAACGGGAAAUUGAGGUGAAAGUUAUGGAGUAUCGAGAUAAGGUGGAAGAUGAGAAUCCCGAUUGGGAAGAUGACAAGAUCGACGACGUUGUGAAGAUGUAUCGAAUAAAAUUGAUGGAUUUGGAGAAAGUUAAACAGAGGAAACGGUCCAUGAGAUCGUACAAUGCACCAAUCAACCCAUUCAGAGCGAUGGCUAUUGAUGACUUUAGCAGCAGCAACCGCUGCAAUAGCAGUGAAGACAAACAAUGCAAUGAUGACAAGGCUAAAAGCGGAGUAGAAGAUAAUAUUGGGAGUGGUAGCAAUAAUGAAUAA
Pichia kudriavzevii is the source of this 531-nucleotide messenger RNA. RefSeq lists its product as uncharacterized. The transcript has a single exon. The record is from RefSeq and is a predicted model, not a curated record. Bases 1 to 531 code for a protein of 176 amino acids. NCBI's taxonomy places the organism in Eukaryota, Fungi, Ascomycota, Pichiomycetes, Pichiales, Pichiaceae.